Messenger RNA from Suillus bovinus, 2684 nucleotides. Its product is annotated as nucleotide-diphospho-sugar transferase. The record is from RefSeq and is a predicted model, not a curated record. Gene Ontology annotation, cellular component: eukaryotic translation initiation factor 2B complex. Bases 69 to 2555 code for a protein of 828 amino acids. Lineage: Eukaryota; Fungi; Basidiomycota; Agaricomycetes; Boletales; Suillaceae. The transcript has 9 exons. Gene Ontology annotation, biological process: biosynthetic process. Gene Ontology annotation, molecular function: translation initiation factor binding; translation initiation factor activity; guanyl-nucleotide exchange factor activity.
GUGUGACUCGACUGGACUCGGUUGAUUCCAUCAAUAAAUUAGGUAUCUCCUUGUAACUUUUCCUUGCAAUGUCUCCGAAUACAGCUUCCUCUACUGGCAAGGAUAAAUUGAUCGCAGACGAAGAAGAGGUUCUGCAGGCCGUUAUUCUAGCAGAUAGUUUUAACAAACGAUUCAAACCGCUAACCACGCAUAAACCUCGAUGCCUGCUGCCGAUAUGCAAUGCUCCCUUGCUGGACUGGACGUUUGAAAGCCUUGCUCUAGCUGGCGUACAAGAGAUCUUCGUAAUAUGUAGAUCACAUGCGGAACUGGUCAAGACUGCGAUCAAGAAUUCGAAAUGGUCAAAGCCCGGCGCAGGCCUCAAGAUUGUCCCUAUUGUGACUGCAAAAGAGACGUUCACACCUGGUGAUGCCAUGCGCGACAUCUACACUCAUGGCAUCAUCACUUCAGAUUUCGUACUCGUCACCGGUGAUCUCGUGAGCAACAUACACAUCGGUAAUGUUGUCCGCGAGCACAAAGAGCGGAGGAAAACGGACAAGGACGCCAUAAUGACCAUGGUGGUCAAACAGAGCGGUGUGAACCAUCGGACGCGUUCGAAAGGUGAUUCUGCGGUGUUUGUCAUAGAUCCAGAGACAUCAAAAUGCCUGCACUACGAGGCGGUGACUGGGUACCCGCCGAAGAAAUACGCAAGCAUACCACGCGAAAUUCUCAAUGAACACCCUGAGGUGGAGAUCCGAAAUGACUUGAUUGAUUGUUCGAUAGACAUAUGUUCUGUAGAGGUGCCGUCACUGUUCCAAGACAACUUCGACUACGGGGACGUACGAAGGGAUUUCGUUCAUGGCGUCCUUACGUCUGACCUACUCAUGAAAAGUAUCUAUUGCUAUAUAGCCAAAGAGGGUUAUGCUGCUCGUGUCAGGGAUACUCGCAGCUAUGACUCCAUCAGCAAAGACAUUCUUUCAAGAUGGACAUUCCCUUUGGUGCCAGAUGACAACCAUCCUGGUGGCCACUCGUAUGAGCAUCUACGGGGAAACAAAUACAUUGCCAAGGAUAACUCUGUGAUACUCUCUAGGACGUGCAAGAUCGGAAAUAACACGCUGAUUGGCUCGAAAUCGCAGAUAGCUGAUAAUGCCCAGGUUACAGCAUCUGUUCUUGGCCAGCGGUGCAUUGUUAGUGCGGGCAGUAUAGUCCGCAACUCUUAUCUCUUUGAUGGAGCGGUCAUCGGGCCGAAUUGCGUCGUCGAGUACAGUAUAAUCGGGUCAGGUGUACAUAUCAAGGAGUGCACUCGUGUUGAACGCGGAUGUUUGAUUGCUGAUGGCGUCAUCAUCGGUCCGCGGGCGAAACUUGCUCCAUUUUCAAGAUUAUCUAAGCGACGGCAAGACGACGACGACUCGGAAGAAGAGGAAGAAUUCGAAGAUGCAGAAGAACAGCACCAAGAAGAAGAAGACGAUGACGAAGGUGAAGAUGGUGACGACGAAGAUGAGGUCGACUCGGAACUAGAAGACGUGGAAGCAAACCAAGAUCCUGAAGCCCUUGCAAAACUUGGCUCUGGCACCAAUGCGAUGAUUUGGCCACUGCCAGUUGUUGACGAGGACGAGAACAUCGAUGAGCUGGAACACCCUGAUAACCAGCGCUUGAUGCGAAUAGGCGACGACGCAUCAGAUCUCGUUCUCUCGGAUGCUGGCUCCGUCACUUCAUCAGAGUCUGAGUCAGAGUCUGAUUCUGACGAAGACGACGAGCACUUUUACGAUUCCAACCCCGCUUCCUCGACGACUUCACUUCCACUCAGCACACCUUCGAAUCUAGUUGCACAAGCAGACUCGGCAGUAAUAUCAGAGUUUCAACAGGAAGUCAAGCAGUCGCUCGAUCGUGCGUUUGCUGAAGGCCAUUCUGUUGAUAAUGCCGCUGUAGAACUGAAGACGCUGCGUAUGGCAAGCAACGUAUCUCUCCGCCUUGUGCGGGAGGCGGUGAUCGCAGCCAUGGUAAGCCGGAUCAAAAUCGUGGCGGGUGGAGGCAUUCCGCAACGACAGGAGAUUGCUAGUAUGAUUGCUCGAUGGGGAGGGCUGAUUGACAAAAUUGGGGGGGUGGAUGCGGUAGAAACUGUCGAAAUCCUCCAGGUGAGUAUCUCGCGACGAUGGCUUGAAGCAGUUUUGAAUCAUCCACCACAGGAAUAUUGCGCUUCGUCUGAUCGCUUGCCCUUGUUUGGCCAGAUACUUGCCGCGCUCUACCAGGACGACAUAGUCGACGAGGAUGACAUCCGCGCAUGGCAUGGAAAUUCCAAAUCUCAAGGCGAGGGCGUUAAGCCUGCGACUCUGCAAGAAAACUAUAACAAAUGCUGGGUCACUGGAGCGCAUAUGAUAAAACAGUUUGAUGAGCAGGACAGCGAUGAAGAAUCGGAGGAGGACUCAGAUGAUGGCAGCGAAACGAGGGAUCCUGCUGUCAAAAACCCAGUCACAAAGGAACUCCCUUCGGCAGGCGCACAUUCUUCGGAAGAGGAAUCAUACGAGGAUAGCUCAGACGAAGAGGACGAGGGUGACACUGACGAGGAUGACAGUGAAUAGGACCACUUCUUUACCUCAUGCAGUAAUCCUGUGCAAUUGUGGGAGGGAUCAAAAUUUAAUGAUUUAAUGCGAGGUUGCGUCAAGGGUUGACUAAUUUCCUCAGUUCAUUGCAACUGCUGGUGUUAAUUG